Molecule: messenger RNA, 292 nt
Organism: Rotaria sp. Silwood2
Lineage: Eukaryota; Metazoa; Rotifera; Eurotatoria; Philodinida; Philodinidae
Source: the annotation of a GenBank genome assembly
AUGGGAUAUUUUUUAUCUGAUAUUCAACUUGAUUGGGCAAAUACAUUUAUUGAUAAAGAUGGAAAUGGUUAUAUAUCUUAUAAAGAAUUUUCAUUAUGGUGGAAAAAUCCUUUACGUUUUGAUCAUCUUUUAUUAUCUGAUGAACAAUUAAAUAAAUUAUGUCAAAUAACAGAAUUAUUUCGUUCUUAUGAUAAUAAAAAUCAAGGUCAACUUGAUAAAAAACAAUUUAAAGAACUUUUUCAAGAAUUAAUUAAACGAAAUAUAAUGGAACAAAAUCAAGCGAAUCAAUUUG